This is a messenger RNA of Hylaeus anthracinus, 2374 nucleotides long. RefSeq names its product transcription initiation factor TFIID subunit 5 (gene Taf5). Gene Ontology annotation, molecular function: protein binding; RNA polymerase II general transcription initiation factor activity. Gene Ontology annotation, biological process: transcription initiation at RNA polymerase II promoter. NCBI's taxonomy places the organism in Eukaryota, Metazoa, Arthropoda, Insecta, Hymenoptera, Colletidae. The coding region runs from base 291 to 2249 and encodes 652 amino acids. Gene Ontology annotation, cellular component: transcription factor TFIID complex. The transcript is spliced from 11 exons. The record is from RefSeq and is a predicted model, not a curated record.
UGUCGGGAAAUAGCCGCCCUAACCGCACAACGCUUCCGAAAUUGUUUAAUAAUUAUUUAAUUUCAAUAAAAAUCGUAACAACAAUGGUCCUUGAGUAUUACCAGUGAAUUAUACUUUAUAACAAUACCGCUCAAGUGCAUAAAUAUUUGUAUUAAUUUAACAAACAUUCGAUCAAGUGCUUACCUAGAGCACGGUUAACUGCAUAUGUGCGCGUCGAUUACAGAAGUGGGUUUGCGCUGUUUGUUUAUCAAUAUAUAUUUUACUUUUUUGACAUAAUAGUUUAUGAAAAAAUGGACAACGAGAAAAGUACUAUGCUCGCGGUUCUGCAGCUGCUUAGGAAAUAUAAUCUGAAGGGGACAGAAGAGCUCUUCAAGAAAGAAGCAAAUUUGACAGAUAUCUCUCCGGAUGAAGCACAGCAGACUGACUCUGAAGUGAACAGUGUUCUGUCUGCUUACAAAAGCGAGGGAGAUCCUGCACUAUAUGAAAAAGCAUACAGCGAACUGAAAAAGUUUGUGGAAGGAUCUUUAGAUAUAUACAAGCAUGAAUUGGGUACAAUAUUGUAUCCAGUCUUGGUUCACAUGUACCUUGAAUUGGUCUACAAUAAUCAUUCGGAGGAAGCAAAGCAACUUCUGGAGAAAUGUGGUAGUAACUUGGAAGAAUACUAUCAGAAUGAUUUAAAAAGAUUAUCCAAUGUUACCAGACGCGAACAGAUGGCAGGCAAUGAGUUAACAGACACUUUUAAAUCCAAUCAGUUUAUAAUUAGAAUGUCAAGAGAUACUCUUUCAAUAUUGAAACGACACUUACAAGAAAAGAAACACAGCGUGUUGUUAAAUAUCAUACAAGAACAUCUUUAUUUUGAUAUGUACGAAGGAGUGGCUAGAAAUAAACAGCAAAUUGAUGCUACAUCAGGUGCUGUAGUUGGGGAAGCGACUAGACAAGAUAAUAAAGCAAAAGUGUAUUAUGGACUUCUGAAGGAGCCAGACAUUCAAUGCGUGCCUCCAACCGAGGAAGAGGAGGACGAUACAGGUGGUGCGGACGGAGACAAACCAAAAAAGAAAAAGGCUAAAAAAGAUCCUUUAUUUUCAAAGAAAACCAAAUCAGAUCCGAAUGCACCACCUGUUGGUAGGAUGCCUUUGCCCAAUUUAAAGGACGCCGAUAAAUUGGAGAAAGUAAAAGCACUUAGGGAAGCAUCGAAGCGUGUCGUACUUGGUCCAGAUACUUUACCUUCGAUAUGUUUUUACACGCUUCUGAACGCGAUCCAUACUGUGACAGCGGCAGAAGUGGCAGAGGACUCCAGUUUACUGGCCAUUGGAUUCAGUGACUCUAGUAUAAAAGUGUGGACCUUGAUUCCACAGAAAUUAAGACUGAUGAAGACUGGCGAACAAUUACAGGACAUCGACAGAGAAGCAGAUGACGUAUUAGUAAGAAUGAUGGAUGACCGUACAGCGGAAUCGUCGAGGUCACUUUUCGGGCAUAACGGUCCCGUGUACAGCUUGUCGUUCAGCCCAGACAGGAAUCUUCUUCUUUCGUCGUCGGAAGAUAGUACAGUUAGACUGUGGUCACUGCAUACAUGGACAUGUGUCGUGUGCUACAAGGGACACUUGUUUCCAGUUUGGUGCGUCAGAUUUUCCUCUCAUGGUUACUAUUUCGCGACAUCUUCGCACGACAAGACUGCCAGACUCUGGGCGACCGACUCCCAUCAGCCGCUUCGAAUAUUCGCUGGUCAUUAUUCGGAUGUAGAUGUAAUACAGUUUCACCCAAACUCGAAUUAUGUGGCGACCGGUUCCAGCGACAUGACAGUAAGAUUAUGGGACUGCGUAACCGGUAGCCAAGUCAGAUUAAUGACUGGACACAAAGCUCCGAUUUACUCCCUUGCUUUUUCCGCGGAUGGUCGAUUUCUAGCGUCAGCUGGAGCAGAUCACCGCGUUUUAGUUUGGGAUUUAGCGCAUGGCCACCUCGUCGCUGCUUUAUCCAGUCAUUCCGGUACUAUUCAUUGUUUGACGUUUAGCAGGGACGGCAAUAUAUUGGUCUCAGGAUCGUUAGACUCAACGAUUAAGUUGUGGGACUUUACGAAGCUCGCGGAGGAAAUGAGUUUAGAAGACGUGAACGUGUCUCAUAACCCAGACGUGAAAACGAACGCAGAGACGUAUCUUCUGAGGACUUUUCCAACGAAGAACUCACCUGUUCUGGCGCUACAUUUCUCUAGGAGAAACUUAUUGUUGGGCAUAGGCAUGUUCGAAUCAACGUAACCAACGCAGCUACUCUUCGUCGUUGAACUUCGCCAUUCCUGGUAGAAUACUGGUCUGGGCAUCGAUCAGUCGUCCUUGUAAUAUAGAAACAUUUGUUAAUAAAUUUUUUCAUAUUGAUUACGCUA